GAGACUUUAUUAUUCCAUUUUUACCCCUUGUUAUGCAGAAAACUACUCGUACCCUCCGAAUAAGAAUCCCGCAGUAUGAGGGUUAAUUUCGUCAAUGAGCUGUGCCAGUCCAUCAAUUCUUCGAAUUAAUACGUUAAAAUUAAGAACCCUAAACGACCCGUCAGUUCUUCUUCGAUACACAAAAUUCAUCCAAAUAACGGCUUCUCGGAUUGCAAUUUGUUGCAUUUGCAGUCAUGAGCACCGGAGAUUUUCUCAACCUUCAUCCUUCUGAACUCAAAUUUCCAUUUGAGUUGAAGAAGCAGAGCUCAUGUUCCUUGCAAUUGACCAACAAGACUGAUCAAUAUAUUGCCUUCAAGGUUAAAACGACCAACCCCAAAAAGUAUUGUGUUCGCCCAAACACUGGAAUCGUUUUACCGAGAUCAGUUUGCAAUGUCACAGUUACAAUGCAAGCACAGAAAGAGAUACCAUCUGACAUGCAGUCCAAAGACAAGUUUCUUCUGCAGGCUGUUAUUGCACCUAAUGGGGCAACUAACAAGGACAUAACUGCUGACAUGUUCAACAAGGAGGAGAAAAAGGUUGUUGAGGAGUUCAAAUUGAGGGUUGUAUACAUUCCUGCUAAUCCUCCCUCACCUGUCCCAGAGGAAUCUGAAGAAGGUUCUUCUCCGAGGGCUGAGGAUGGUAGUCACAAUUCUUCGUGGCCUGAUGUCGCAACAAAAUCCGUGGAGCCCAAGGAGAAGCUCUCUUCUGAGUCGUGGUCUUUGAUAUCGAAGUUGACUGAUGAGAAAGUAGCUGCUGAUAAACAAAACCAGAAGCUCCAACACGAACUGGAAUUGCUGAGAAAAGAAGCAGUGAAAAGCCGUUCGAGUGGUUUUCCGAUAUUAUAUCUGGUGUUGGUGGGUAUAAUAAGUUUUGUGGUUGGGUACCUUAUCAAGCAGACGUAGAAGCAGAAGCAGCAGCAGCAGUGGAAUUGUGGAUUUGUGAUUCAAUUUUAGUUGCAAAUUUUCAUGGUUUUGCUUUGCUUUAAAGAUUGUUUAUUUUAGUCUUGUUGUAAGUUUAAAAACGGAUCCCGUACAGAGUAUGAUUCCGUAAGUUUGAACUCGGAUUCGUUAAGAUUCUGGUUCCGGUACGAUUAUUACCAUCCAAUGGAACAUUUUAUUUUUUAAAGCUUA
This is a messenger RNA of Cynara cardunculus var. scolymus (artichoke), 1169 nucleotides long. Its product is annotated as vesicle-associated protein 1-3-like. The record is from RefSeq and is a predicted model, not a curated record. NCBI's taxonomy places the organism in Eukaryota, Viridiplantae, Streptophyta, Magnoliopsida, Asterales, Asteraceae. Gene Ontology annotation, cellular component: endoplasmic reticulum membrane; plasma membrane. Gene Ontology annotation, biological process: endoplasmic reticulum membrane organization. The transcript is spliced from 8 exons. The coding region runs from base 234 to 941 and encodes 235 amino acids.